GAUUUCGACUCAGCUUACGGCUCUGAUCAGGACUCUAUAUAUGCUAACUCUAUCGCCUCUUCCACCUCCAACUACCAAUACGAAAACGGCCGUCGCUAUCACGCUUACAGAAAGGGUCAGUACGUGCUACCCAAUGAUCAGGAGGAGCAAGGACGAUUAGAUCUUCAGCAUCACAUAUGGCGGCUGUUAUUAGGCGGCCAACUCUUCACGGCACCGUUGGCGUCGCCCGAGGGCGAUGAUGGGCUGCGCAUUCUCGAUUUGGGUACCGGCACAGGCAUUUGGGCUAUCGACAUGGCAGACGAGCGUCCAAAUUCAUCUGUCUAUGGCAUCGACCUGUCGCCAAUCCAGCCCGAAUGGGUGCCGAAUAACUGUCAUUUCCAUGUAGACGAUUACGAAGAUCAGUGGGCAUUCCGAGAGGACGAGAAAUUCGAUUACAUACAUGGACGAGCCCUCUGCGGCACAUCCGGUGACUGGCCGCGGUUCUACAGCCAGGUCAUGGAGCACCUCAAGCCGGGUGGAUGGAUCGAGAUGCAGGAGUAUGACGCGUGGAUAUUCAGCGAUGACGAUAGCUGUGACCGCGCUCCGUGGACUAUGGGAUGGGUCGACAAGCUGGAGGCUGCCAGUAAGCUGUACGGCAAGCAGAUUAAUGUUGCACAGUUCCAGAAACAGUGGAUGAUAGAUGCCGGGUUCGAAGAUGUUGAGGAGAGGAUAUACAGGAUACCAAUUGGACCAUGGGCCAAAGACCCUACUCUAAAAGAGCUGGGCAGACUCGAGCUUACCCACAUGCAAAUGGCUGUAGACUCACACACGCCAGCUCUGUUCACUCGCGCAUUGAACUAUUCCAGAGACCAAACCAAUGUCCUCAUGGAGGGUGUCAAGAGCGAGUUUCGAAAUCGAGACCUCCGGCUCAUUACUAGCUACCGGUUUAUCAUUGGGAGGAAACCUCUCAAUCCUUAG
This is a messenger RNA of Trichoderma asperellum CBS 433.97, 957 nucleotides long. RefSeq lists its product as uncharacterized. The record is from RefSeq and is a predicted model, not a curated record. NCBI's taxonomy places the organism in Eukaryota, Fungi, Ascomycota, Sordariomycetes, Hypocreales, Hypocreaceae. Gene Ontology annotation, molecular function: methyltransferase activity.